Tarenaya hassleriana is the source of this 2441-nucleotide messenger RNA. RefSeq lists its product as uncharacterized. NCBI's taxonomy places the organism in Eukaryota, Viridiplantae, Streptophyta, Magnoliopsida, Brassicales, Cleomaceae. The record is from RefSeq and is a predicted model, not a curated record.
GAAAAUUUUCAUUUUCAUUGGCGAUUUGGCAUGGAGUAUCCGCAGAAUCCGAAGACAUAAAUCUACAAAUAAACAACUUUACAUCCAACAUCGACGGAUCAAUUGACAGCGUCAACCACCGGCUGAGUUUUCCGGCUGAUCUCCGGCCACCGCCGAUCAACCUCGGAGAUGCCUCGACGUAUAUAACUGAAAACUAUUCUCAAAUUCUAAACCAAUAUCGUACCAAGGAUUGCGAAAAGGCCGGAUCAAGAUCACCAGCGUUGAUCUGAACCCAGAGAACAACUUUCUCAGCAUUCCGGGAAAAUAUGGAGUCUUCUCUCGUAUCAAGAGCCGAAAAGAUUCUCGCGCAGCCUGACCACAACAACGCAGCCACUUUCCUCUCUCAGUUCUGCCGCCGAGACAGAGACGGAGAAUCUGCUAAGAAUCUAUACAGAUUCUGCUCCAAGAAUUUCCCGAACUGCUUGACCCUAACGCUUCUUAAGGUGUAUAAAUUCUCGGAACAUGAUCUCGCUCUCCGAUCUCAGUGCCUCACUCUCCUCCACACCCAUCUCGACCAUCUCUACCACGCUCGUAUCCAGUUAGCUCCCGAGGCCUUUCCAGACAUCAAGAAGCUUCUUGUCUCUUGCCUUGUCGUGCAAGAAAUCAGCGAUGCCAACUUCAAGAUCCUCUCGAAAAUCAUGUUUUUUGUUGCCCUCGACGUGUUUCUCUUGGAUAACACUUGGGACGAGCUCUGUCUCUACAUCACAGAGCUCACGGGCCACGAUCUGUGGAAAGCGUUAUCGGUUUUCAACGCCUUGCCGGCUAUCUUGGACGAAGAUUCAUUGAUGAUGAUCGUGAAGAAACUCUUCCCUCUGAUCUUAAAAUGUUUGAAUUCACAAAGCUGCAGUACUGAAGAAUGGAUCUUGGCAUUGGAAUCUGGUUUGACUAUAGCGAUUAUGCUCGUGAACGCGAGGAGAGAUGACUUGAGUGGCAAUAUUUCAUACGCGAUUCUGAGUUCAUCAAGUGAUCUCGUCAAGAACGGGAAGGAAGCAACGGUUCGAAGUGGUCUACGGAAGCUGAUGCAGAAGAUGGAUGUAGAAGUGGAUAGAUUCCGCAAGAAAGAGUACAGCUUCGUAUCGAAUUUAGUGUUGAAGAUGGAGAGCAUGAAAGGAACAGGGGAAGAUACGAAGGCAGCCGUGAGGACCAUUAAACGGAUUCUUCAAGAAAGAUACUGGGACAUUGAAUCGCUUUGUUAUAGGAUCGAGAAGAGUGAUACUGUCGGAUACCUUAGUGCAAAGUACGGUCGGGCCAAGGUUUCCCAAACUGCUGGCCACUUUUUGUGGCAAGCAGACAAGAUCCUCGCGGCAAAUGGGACAGAUCUCAACGGAGAAAGUGUACUUGUAGUUGUAGUUGUUGCUCUUGGAAUCAUGAGAGACCAGGCUCUUGUCAUGGCGAUAAUCAACCGGAACAAGUUUACGCAGAAAGUCCACAAAAUAGAAGAAGGUCCGUCGGUGAGGAACAUGCUGCCGGAGCUGAACCGAGGCAAUCCAUUGAUCUGGGUUAGCCUGAAUUCUAGAGCACGGGUCACACAUCUGGUCUCUUAUCGUGUAUUCGACAACGUAAGCUUGCUCAAGAACCGCACCGUUGAGAACUUCUUUCUGAACUCUCAGCUUAACCUUGAUCCUCUUGGAAUGAGGCUCUGUCCAAACGAAUUCAGCGUGAACCAACCUCACCUUAUUCAGAUUCUUCAGCCUCUUGACGCAGAAAGUCAAGAGUUCCUUCGAUUCCCAUUGAGCUUUGAGCCAAGUUUUUGGUGGCUGCAAGUAACAAUCGCACUCGGGGCAAUGGAUUAUCAGAACCUGUUUCUGCAAUCCUUCCGUGAUGUCGACUUCAGAACGGAGACAAGUCACACACAUAUUGGCGGCGUUCGGUGCCAUGGGAACACCGCACUUGCAGCACAGAACGCUGCCGACAGUUUGAUGAACGUUUUUGCCUCUUUCCGUCCUCCAAGAACUCGGGAAGAGGCUGGUUUCUUGGAACUCGGGAAGAGGCUGGUUUCUUGCCUUGAGGAGCAAGGGACAAGGGUGAAGGUGUUCAAGGAGCUGGCACAGCUCGUUUCCAUCGUGGCCUACUUCAUAUUCAUCUGUCAUGAAUCGGUUUGGGAUGAUCUACGCGAUUACAUAACCUCGAGGGCCGAAAUCGAUUCCAAAAAGGUCGUCUACGUGUUCCAGAGAUUACCCUAUCAGUUGGACAAGGAAGAGUUCACGAGUCACGCGGUGAGAAGCCUUUUUCCCGGGAUCUUGAAUCGGUUAGAAUCGUCAAAUGGGUCAGGAGAAUGGAUUCUGUCUUUCUCCAGCGCUUUCGCAAUGACAAUUCAGCUGUGUAGGACGAUGCGGGUGAAUUUGGUCGGAAAUCUUGCGUUUCAUAUGCUCAAAUCUCUGACCAGGCUCGUGGACGGAUGA